UAUGGGGGCCUGGAGUCGCUGAGGAGGAGAGAGGCCGCCGCGGCGACGACGAAGACAGCCGCGGGAGCGGGCCGGCUGGGAGGAUGGGCUCGCAGGUGCUGCAGAUCCUCCGCCAGGGAGUCUGGGCCUCGCUGACGGGCGGCUGGUACUUCGACCCGCACCAGAGCAAGUUCUCCAACUGCUUCCACCUCUACGUCUGGCUCUUCCUGCUCUGCCUGCCCUUCCUGCUCUUCAUGGCUUUACCGCCCAGCACCUCCGUUGCCGGCAUCUACUGUGCUGUCGUCGCCCUGUUCUUCACCACGGUCAAGUCGGUCAACUACCGCCUGCACGCCAUGUUCGACGAGGGGGAGAUCGUGGAGCAGAGGAACCCCUCGCUGGCCGUGGAGGGCAGCAAGCUGGAGGAGUCCGAGCUGGGGGCCAGCGGCGAGGAGAGCAGCGGUAUCAGGGACCCGGGAGGAGGAGUGGAGAUGACGGUUUUUCGAAAGGCGAACACCACUCCGCCCGUGCGAUGCAGCUCGCAGCAUUCUGUCUUCGGGUUCAACCAAGUCUCGGAACUGCUGACCCACCUGGAGGACCAUGGUGCUUCUAAAGGUAUCAGAGAUCUGGUCCGCGAACAGGGCAGCAAAAACGUCAUUGUCACUUCGGCCGACAGGGAGUUACUGAAGCUGAACGCGGUGGACGCGGCAGACGCGCAGACGACCAAGGAGUGCCUGAUGCUGCCCGAGGCCUGCCAGCUGGACACGUGCCCUGUGGCCAAAAGGCUGCCGCCACUACCCACCCAGACGGUGCUGCCUUUCCGCGCCGGACUGGAGCCUGCCCCGUCGCCCCCGCCACCUCUGACCCCAGCGCCGGCCGGCCCCCCCCAGCGGCCGGCCACCCAGCCGUGCGGCCUCCCCACUCUGCCCUUUGGACUGCUCGACCAGCUGGGGGGCUGGCGCCCCGGCGAGCCCCAGAGCCUGUGCGAGGCCCUGCUGGGCCCUCUGCUGCAGCGGCGGCUCGGGGGCGAGGACGACGAGACAGGAGAGGGCGGCCCGGAGACCCAGAGCCCCGCCAAGGCGGCGGGCUCCACCGACAGCUGCCUCAGCGCCGCCGGCCGGGAGUCGCCCGGCACCGUCAGCGGCAGCUACCGCAGCGAGAAGACCGGCUCCACUCGCCUGGAGAGCCCCUCCCCGGCGGCGCCCGGGCCCGAGGGGGCUGGCGGGGGAGAGGCCGGUGCGCCCCGGGUCCUGGCCGGGAAGGUGGGAAGUGACACUGACCUGUCUGACAGCGAGCUGGCCCCCACGCCCGAUCCCGGAGAGACCACCAUCGCCGCCUUGCCCUUCCCUGGGACACUGGACCCUCUCACCACCUGGCUGGAGGGCAGGCUGUCCCCGUCACUCCCCCUGCAGGACGCCGAGCAGUCAGUGAGGCCCAAGGACCUGCGGCUCGUGAGGCGGCGGGGCCCGGCCGGGAAGAAGCCCAGCGGCAGGAGGAGGAGGGGCAGGGUCGGGGUGUUUGAGCGCGGCCCCCCGCCCCGCUCUUUCGCCGGGGGCUCCUCGGAGGACGAGGACUCGAGUGAGCCCAGCGACGCCUCCAGCCUGCGCUCCCAACCCCGCUACAGCAGCUCGUCCAGCUCCUCCAGCGCCACCUCCCCUUCUUGCUCCCCACCCACCGCUGGCACCGCCGCCCGCCGCAGGAGCCGGCGCCCGGAGCGUGAGCCCACCCCUAUGCCCUCGCCGCUGGCCCGCACCUCCGGGGCGAACCUCGGCGGGGCGGGGGGAGGAGGAGGAGGAGGGGCUGUUGAGCAGCAGUCCGGCAGCGCCCGCGCCCUGACCGCCUCCAAGUCGGACCUGGAGGCGCGGGAGGGCGAGCCGAGAGGUCGAGAGCGCCUCGCCCAGCGGCUGGAGUCCGUCGGCAGCUCCUGGGGACACUCGGUCAGCCCGGCCAGCUGGGCGGCCGCCCUCACCAGCGAGGGGGCCGUUGGAGGAGCCCCCGUGCCCGACGACGUGGGAAAGAGGGAGCUCAGCAGCAGCGUCAAACGGACGCAGGCGAUGAGGCGGCGGCACAAUGCUGGCAGCAACCCCACGCCUCCACCGUCCAUCAUGGGCUCCCCGCCGAGCCUGCAGGACAUCCAGCGGAACCGCGCAGCCUCCCAGUCCCGCACCCACGGGCUUCCGGCAGCCCUGCAUUUUGCCAGCUCACUGCUGUUACCACGAGGCCCCGUGCACGAGGCUUCCAACUUCGACGACACCUCUGAGGGGGCUAUCCACUACUUCUACGACGAAGCUGGUGUCCGCAGGUCCUACACGUUUGGCCCGACAGGAGGAGGCUACGAGAAUCCAGUGGGGCAGCAAGUGAGCCUGGAGCACGUCAAUAACAAUGCAUGGGAUCACCACUCACACUCUUCCAGCUUCACCUCGGCCGACGCGCCGGAAGGGAUGCCAGCACUGCCCCUCCUCCAGCCCCGGCCGGUCGUGCUCCAGGGAAUGCAAGUCCGCAGGGUCCCGAUGGAAAUUCCUGAGUUAGAUUUUCUGGACCAGGAAUCGCUGCACGAGUCCCAGGAGAACACGCUGAUGAUCGAGGAGAAGACCAGGAACAAGCAGUAUUACAAGUUCUGGCUGCUGCCCUGGAAAUGGACGCGGAUUCGCUACGAUCGAUUGGCUUUGCUGGCCUUGCUGGACAGAAACCGGCAGGCCUUUGAGAACGUGGUGGCUGUCGGCCUGGCGGCGCUGGUCGCUUUCCUGGGCUUCAUGCUGCUUCUCGAAGGCUUCUUCCGGGACAUCUGGGUGUUCCAGUUCUGCCUGGUCAUCGCCAGCUGCCAGUACUCGCUGCUCAAGAGUGUUCAGCCUGAUGCUGCGUCCCCUAUGCACGGACACAACUGGAUCAUCGCGUACAGCCGCCCGGUCUACUUCUGCCUGUGCUGUAUGCUGAUCUGGCUUUUUGACCUUGCCAGCCAGAGCAACCACCUCCACCCCAUCAGCCUCUACGGGAUCACUCUCUUCUCGGCCCAGUCCUUCGCUUGCGCCAGGGACGUGGUGGUCGUCUUCACGCUGUGCUUCCCAGUCAUUUUCCUCGUCGGCCUCAUGCCCCAAGCCAACACCUUCUUCAUGUACCUGCUGGAGCAGCUGGACAUGCACGCCUUCGGGGGCACCGCCACAACCAGCCCGGUGUCAGCCCUCUACAGCUUUGUGCGCAGUGUCGUGCUGGCUGCUCUUCUGUACGGAUUCUGCUUUGGUGCUGUGAAGAUUCCAUGGGAGCCCCAGCAUGUGCCUGUUCUGUUCUCAGUGUUCUGUGGUCUUCUAGUCGCCCUGUCGUACCACCUCAGCCGACAGAGCAGCGACCCCACCACCCUCUGGUCCCUGAUCCGGUCCAAGUUCUUCCCUCAACUGGACAAUCGAAACCCGGAGGACCCACUGCUAGAAAUCCAAGAUCCGCUCCCAGCUAAGCUCAGGAGCUCGGUGCGGGAGAUGCUCCACUCGGACCUGGUCAUGUGCCCGGUGAUUGCCAUCAUUACCUUCGCUAUCAGCGCCAGCACUGUGUUCAUUGCACUUCAGCCAGUCCUGAGUUACGUGCUGUACGCCCUGGCUGGCCUGGUCGGCUUCCUGACGCACUACCUCCUGCCACAGCUCCGCAAGCAGCUGCCCUGGUGCUGCCUCUCGCACCCGGUCCUCAAAUCCCGGGAGUACAGCCAGUUCGAGGUCCGAGACGCGGCGCAGCUGAUGUGGUUCGAGAAAGUCUACGCCUGGCUCCAGUGCACAGAGAAGUACUUCAUCUACCCGGCCGUCAUCCUCAGUGCCCUCACCACGGACGCCAGCGCCGUCAGCAGCCGCCACAAGCUGGGCAAAUUCACUGACCCGCUCUUCAUAACGGUGGCGGGCAUGAAACUUCUCCGCUCCUCCUUCUGCUGCCCGUGUCAUCAGUACGUGACCCUCAGCUUCACCGUCCUCUUCUUCCGCUUCGACUACAGCCGCUUUUCCGAGACCUUCCUGCUCGAUUACUACUUCAUGUCCAUCCUCUGUAGCAAGCUCUGGGACCUGCUGUACAAGCUGCGCUUUGUGCUGACGUACAUCGCCCCCUGGCAGAUCACGUGGGGAUCCGCCUUCCACGCCUUCGCCCAGCCCUUCGCUGUACCUCAUUCUGCCAUGCUCUUUGUGCAGGCUGUGCUCUCGGCCCUGGUCUCCACUCCUCUGAACCCCCUCCUCGGCAGUGCCGUCUUCAUCACCUCCUACGCCAGGCCAGUGAAAUUUUGGGAGCGCGAUUACAACACCAAGCGGGUCGAUCACUCCAACACUCGGCUGGCAACCCAGCUGGACCGGAACCCAGGUGCGGACGACAACAACCUCAACUCUAUCUUCUACGAGCACCUGACCCGCUCGCUGCAGCACAGCCUGUGUGGGGACCUGCUCCUGGGACGCUGGGGCAACUACGCCAUGGGCGACUGCUUCAUCCUGGCUUCGGACUACCUCAACGCCCUGGUGCACCUCAUCGAGAUCGGCAACGGAAUCGUCACCUUCCAGCUGCGGGGGUUGGAGUUCCGAGGCACCUACUGUCAGCAGCGAGAGGUGGAGGCCAUCACGGAGGGCGUGGAGGAGGACGAGGGUUGCUGCUGCUGCGAGCCUGGCCACCUGCCCCACAUGCUGUCCUUCAACGCUGCCUUCGGUCAGCGCUGGCUCGCCUGGGAGGUCGCAGCCACCAAGUACGUCCUGGAGGGCUACAGCAUCAGCGACAACAAUGCGGCCUCCAUGCUCCAGGUGUUCGACCUGCGCAAGAUCCUCAUCACCUACUAUGUGAAGAGCAUAGUCUACUACGUGAGCCGCUCGCCAAAGCUGGAAGAAUGGCUGAACAAUGAGGCCAUUCAGGAGGUGCUGCGGCCCUGUUCCAGUCCCGGCUACGCCGACAGCGACCCCACCUUCAACCACAACAUCGACGAGGACUACGACCACCGCAUGCAGGGCAUCUCCUUGGCCUCCUUCUGCAAUGUGUACCUGGACUGGAUCCAGUACUGCGCUGGGCAGCGGGACAAGCCCGUGGAAAGUGACAGGGAUUCCCAGCUCGUCGCCUUGUGUUUCGGGCUCUGCAUCCUGGGCCGCAGAGCGCUGGGGACGGCCUCACACAGCCUAUCGGCCAGCAGCCUAGAGCCGUUCCUGUACGGGCUGCACGCCCUGUUCAAGGGGGAUUUCCGCAUCACCUGCCCGCGGGACGAGUGGGUUUUCGUUGACAUGGAGCUGCUGCAGAAGGUGGUGGCCCCGGGGGUCCGCAUGUCCCUGAAGUUGCAUCAGGACCACUUCACAUCCCCGGAUGAGUACGACGACCCAGCGGUGCUGUACGAGGCCAUUGCCAGCAACGAGGAGAAGAUGGUGAUCUCGCACGAGGGCGACCCGGCCUGGCGCAGUGCCAUCCUCACCAACACGCAGUCGCUGCUGGCCCUGCGGCACGUGAUGGACGACGGCAGCGACGAGUACAAGAUCAUCAUGCUCAACAGGCGUUACCUCAGCUUCCGCGUCAUCAAGGUGAACCGGGAGUGUGUCCGCGGCCUGUGGUCGGGCCAGCAGCAGGAGCUGGUGUUCCUGCGGAACCGGAACCCGGAGCGUGGCAGCAUCCAGAACGCCAAGCAGGCCCUGCGCAACAUGAUCAACUCCUCGUGCGACCAGCCCAUCGGCUACCCCAUCUACGUCUCGCCGCUCACCACCUCGUACGCCGGCCAGCACCGCCAGCUCCGCAGCAUCUGGGGCGAGCCGGUCAGCCUGCGCAGCGUCUCCAGCUGGUUCAUCUCCAGCUGGGAGAGGCUGCAGAAGGGCUGCGGGGCGGGCUGUAACAGUGGGGGCAACGUCGAGGACUCUGACUGCGGAGGGGGCUCCUCAUCGGUCAGCAACAACCCAACAGUGCACGUGACCCACAGCAGCACCUCGCAGAGCGGGCUGGGGGCUUCAAACCCCCAGGGUCCCGUCACCACCAGCCAGCCUCAGUCAGGGAGUGACGCGGGUCCCCAGCUGGGUCCUCCCUGGGCCACCAGGCAGCUCUCGCUGGCGCCCCCGACGGAGCUCCGGCGGGAAGGCGGCCCCCUACAGCGGACCUCCUCCGCCCAGGGCCUGCAGGCCCACCGGCUCUCCUCCAGCCAGCUCUCCUUCGCCAGCUCCCUAGCGGCGCAGGCCGAGCGCUUCGGGCUGGACGGCGCGGGGCCGGGCCGGCUCCUCCACCGGGGCGGCCUCUCCUCCUCCUCCACGGCCGCCGCCACCACCUCCUCCUCCUCCUCGUCCGCCGCCAACCUCCCCAGCGACGGGCCCCCCGGCAAGUGGAGCCUGCCCGUGCGGAGGGGGGCCAGCGGCUCCUUCGCCAGCGACUGGGACACGGGCUGCGGGGCCCUGGGCACGCCGGCCAGAGGAAGCCUACCCAGAACCCAGGCGCCGUGCGACCUCAGCCAAGUCCCCGAAUCGGACGGCUCCUCGCCGCGGUCGGAGCAGGAGCUGGCGGACCUGGCGCCCCAGGUGGGGGUCCCCGAGCUGAGGGAGUGGGAGCCGGAGGCCGUGGCGGUACAGUCGCUGCUGGACCACCAGUUCUGACCGAGCGGAGGUGCCGUUGACUCCCGGAUUCUCGAGCUCCGAUCCCGCACCUCCCUCCCUCUCUUUCCUCGGUCCCUUUUGUGCCUUGCACUUCUGAGAAAUCUUUAAAUUAAAGAUGCGACUGCGUGUGUGCUGAGGACCUCUGAUGGUGCCCGCCGGGGGGGCCAUCCGCGGCGAGAUUUUGCCCACGAGCCAGUGCUGACCAGAACUCCCCUGUCCAGGAUCCUCCCCACCCACCCACCGCUGUAGCUUGGGCUGGUUUCCAAGCCCUGAACCCCCUCCGCCGUGUUGCCCCACCACUGCCACGGAGCCUGAACUGGCUGGGCACAACUCCCGAGCUACGCCAACGUGGAAGGCCCUCCUCGCUUCGUGCUUUCCUCUGCUUCUGGAUGCCGAGCUCACUCCACGCAGUGGAGGCCCAGUGAUGGCAACGGGAGGGAGGGGGUGGCCGGUCUUUCAAUCCGACCUAACUUUGGCCCCUUUCGCGAAAUCCCUCGAGCCUCCCAGCGUCUUGGGCUUGCUAAGCCCGAAGGCCUUGAGUCCCAGCGGUCGUCCCUAUCGGUGCCUCCUGGUGAAGGGGCUGAGCUCCUGGGCAUCAGCAGGACUCCCUUCCAGGCCCGGCUUGGCUGAUCCCGUGUCCGAGUAGUCUCCUGGUGAACGAGUGGUGGGCUCCGGUGAGACGCAGCCUUUCCCCGCUCUGCUCCCGAGUGAGUCCGAGCCCCCCCCAAGGCGUCCCACCCGUUGGAGACGUAGCUCCCAGGAGUUGGGGGGCGGGGGGGACCAGAAUCCAGCAAGGAAUGAACGGGUACCCCCAUCACUGAGAUUAGUGCAAACCAGCGAGUUGAAUCCUUCAGACGGAUCACUGCCCUCCCCUCCAUCCCCCCUUUCCCGGGGUCAUCUAAAAAUGCCCCUUGCGUCAGGGUAAUAGCUUCAGUGAUCCCACCCGAGGCUGGUAAUCUGCGCCCCCCCCCCCCCGGAAGAGUGAUGGUGGACUGGCAUUCAGCUGUGGCUCCUGCGGAGGAUCCCGGACAGCGUCCCCACGUUGUGGGCCAGAAGAGGCGAGGAGGCGGAGCCCCCUGGUCUGAUGGUGCCCUCCCGGCACCCCAACCAGACCGAUCACCACCAGGCACCCCUGGUCAACUGCAGAGUCCUGCACCUUAACCAACGUUCUAGUUGGGAACUGGCGACAGAUUUGUUUUUUUUUUAUAUAAUAUAUGUACUUCGGUUUUGAAUGAACUUUCUUAACAAGAGAAUUGAGCUUUAAAAAAAAUGUUUCUGUUUCUAAUUUAAAAGUUGUUGAUCUCUGAAAUCAGCUGGCGUAUGAUUGCAUCGGAAUUAUCAGCCUUCCCUCCCACUCCUCCACGAGUUUUGUUUUCGCAUUAGCAGCAGGUAUAUUCUCCAGCACAGGCCCUGGCAGUAGCUGAAACUCUAGUAAAGUAUUAAAUUUGUGUGAGGGGAGGGCCACGGGUGGGUGGGGGAAAAUAAAACCUAAUUAUCUAAGGUACGCCUUUGCACGCCAUUUUGUUUCGUGGCGUCUCUCGGCCAUCUUGGUGUUUGCAUUCUAGGUUGCAUCUCGAAUGUUGAUCUUGAAACGGGGUACAGUUCUAGCAGGAAAUCGUGGUGCCGUUUCAGUGGAGCACCUGGGUUUAAAUUAAAAAGUAUUUGAAAUUCCUGUGCGGGUUUACACGUCUGCUUCUGUGGGCCAAUAAUUCCCCUGUGAUUUUUUCUCUCUGUGUCACGUCGCAGUUCAGGCUUUUGGCCACCAGGCGGUGCUGCAGGGUACUUUUCAGAAGCCUCUCUCCCUCUUUUGUGUGGGGGGAGAGGGUGUGGUGUGUUCGCAUCAUGGUUGUUUGCUAUAUAUUAUUGCUAUUUCAGGCAUAGUUAGUAUUGGGCAUUAUCCCUUGCCCUCUCACUGCCCUGGUACACAUUUCCAACAGGUCUGACCCAUUAACUGCCAAGCCCUUCUGUUUAAAAAAAAGCAGCCAGAGGAGAAAUGGAAAUUUGCUUGAGUCAACUGUGGACAAAAUCCACUUUUGCAGACUUUCUUUUUGCUUCCCCCCGCCCCCCCCCGACAAAAGACUCCCCAAAAACAAUAGAGCACAGAAGAUGCUGUGUAGCUCCUUGGAAGAGCGAUCCAAUUAAUUGGCCUGCUCUUUUUCCCCAAUUCCCUGCUAUUAUUUUAACAUACAUCGGUCAAAAUUUACACGGGGCUCUCUCGUGGUUUCACCCUACACAUGAAGUUGAGUAAACUCCAAAGUAAACCACCUUAAACAUGCAGUUUCUGUUCUUUUCAAUCAAAUCGGGUUUAAUUAUGCACAGAUACAGCUGGAUGAGACAGCGUUGCCCUAGGGCCAAGGUGUAAAACGUUCAAAAACAGCGAGCAAACAUUCAAAAAUUGCGUGUAACAUAAUUCAAAAUAUCAGCUGGAAACUGGCGCACGGGGAAUUUAGACUGUGCUCCUGCCUGCAGGUGUGUUGGACAGAGCUCUGCCUAAUCCGUAUCAUGCCUGCCCUCUGUGUGUCUUGACAGGAUAGUGUAGAGGGAGCUUCACUCUGUGUCUAACCAGCACUGUCUCUGCCUGGGGUGUGUGUGAUGUGAUAGUGUAGAGUGAAAGCCCUUUGGCACCAGACUGUGCCAAAUGCAGUCUGGUAACCUGCGCUCUUUCCUGGCACUGCCCAACCCCUUGUGUACUCCAGUAAACUGGCAUCAGAUUAGUAGGGCAUCCCACUAUAAGUGGCUUUAGUGUUAGCACCCAUUAAGCAUGAGGCCAAGCACACAACAGGAUUUCAGAGUUCUACUGGCCCCCUUGCAAUUUACUGAUUAUUUCCUGUUUUCUUUCUCUCCCCCCCCCACCUUCCCUUCUCCCCUCCCUGCCCUACUGCCACCUGUAGUCAGCCCGUAUUCUCUCAGUUGUCACAGCGUUCCCUGGCCUACCCAUCUCCAUCUAAAAGUGACCAGGAGUGCUAGACCACCACCAUUGUGAUUUCUGAAACAGCAAAUACCCCACUUGGGACUACAGUACCGUACCCCCUGUACGUCCCCAUCCUCCACCCCCUUGAAGUCUAAAUCAAACCUGCCGGAUUUCUUGAGAAGUCUGCAUGUUCCUGCCUCUUCCCACCCCCCCCACCCCACCCAUUGUGUGAAUAUUUUCUUUAAUCUCGCCCCACGGGUAAACUAAGGUUAACAUUACACAAUCCUAUGUCAACAGUCACACUGCAGUUCUGAACUCCGGCCACUAGGUGGUGUAUUUUUUUUAAAAAAAAUUCAACCAGGUCAACAGGGACAUUAACCAAGGGGAACAUUGCUGCACAUGUUCUGACAUUUCAGUAUCCAAACUCUAAAUUAUUAAUGAAUAAUUAUUCUAAUGUGAAAAUCUGACGCACACUUCCGCUUUCACCGCACGCAGAGUUGCAUUUGUAAGUUGUACACUGCAGGUCAGUGAUUAUCCUUCAUGUACAACCCCAGCCGCCAGCAUACGCCCCCCGAUGCGCACUCCCCUCUCGUAUCCGCUACCUGUGGCUCGUCCCAGCCAGGAGGGGGAUAGGCGAAUGUGUUAGCCUUGGCAGUUUGCUGGCAAAUUCAGUAGCUCUUCGGUAUCAGAGAGCCAUGGCCUCUGGCGUCCAGUUGGAGAGAGGGGAACAGGGGUUAGCGGCUGGCCCUUUGCCACCCCGUGGCCCAUCCGGUGAGCACCACUGAUGGGUAAUUGGAAUCCUGCGCCCCUGUGCUGAGACUGUCACCCCGUGAGGCAGUCCCACCUCCUCCCCUGGGGUCUGCAGUCUGUCCCCACCACACUACAUAGUAAGGAGGUGCUGGAGCCCCUCCACGCCCUACACUCCUGGGGUGGUAGUGGGGAGAUGUCAUCUUACUCCCUUCCCUGCGGCGGACUCGACCGCAGGGUAGAUCUGCCUCUGCAGAAGAGAGCGCGAGGAGGAGCUGAUCAGUAUGGCCUGCCGCCCUCUCGCUGUGCCCCCUCCUCGUCCAGUGCCACCACCGCCGCCGAGGAGAUGAGACAACUUCUUUAUAACGCUAUCUACCCCUCCAGGCUGCCACCACCCGAGUGGGGGCGGGCUUUGGCCCUCUCAGCCCACCGGCCCAAUCUGCAAAUGACUUUGGCUCCUCGCCGUGACUGUCAGACGUACAACCCACUCGCAAGCCCUCGUGGGAGGGGAGGGGAGGAGCCGAGGCCAGAGGAGAGAAAGGGUGCUGUCCCUGUCCCGGUGUAUGGAGAGUACCUUUGGGACAAUCCCUGAAGAUGCAGACAAUCUUUUUUUGUAAUCAGUGUACAGUCUUGGCAGGGCUUGGUUUGAUCACCUACCACCUAUUUAUAUCCCAAUGAGCUUCUGUCUCAUUUCUCUUUUUGAUUUGUAGAAAUUGAAAUACAAACUUCUGUAAAUAACUUUGGAAGGGAAAAAAAUAUCGUCCUGUAAACUUUGAAAUGGCGACUUGUUUUAUACAGCAUUGUUAAGAGAGCUUGUACACUAUCAGGAAUUGUUCAAACUGUAUUGUAAUAAAAGGUUAUUUCUAAAUUUUAGAA
Mobula hypostoma (lesser devil ray) is the source of this 11073-nucleotide messenger RNA. RefSeq names its product pecanex-like protein 3. The record is from RefSeq and is a predicted model, not a curated record. The coding region runs from base 84 to 6539 and encodes 2151 amino acids. The transcript is spliced from 35 exons. Gene Ontology annotation, cellular component: membrane. Lineage: Eukaryota; Metazoa; Chordata; Chondrichthyes; Myliobatiformes; Myliobatidae.